UGAAAUGUUCGGGGACGCGAGGAUCGGCAACUACUACUGGCUCCGCGAUGACUCCCGCACCAAUCGGCCGUGGCUCCUGCUCUUCUUCUUUUUGUAGAGAGAGAGCGAGUGAGAGAGAAAACCUUAUCCUUUUAUCAGGAAAUCAAAAAAGUUAUCCACAGGAUAAUUACGAGAAAACCUUAACCUUUUAUCAGGAAAUCAAAAAAGCUAUCCACAGGAUAAUUUCAACCACAAAACACACACCCCUCAGCUCGUCUCCAGGACAAAAACAUGGCAACCUUUCACUUCACUCCAUCUUCUACCCUCACUCUGCCUCGACAAAACCACCCCACCAAACUCUCUACUGCAUUCCAACUCAACCCACGGGCUCGGCGCGCCGGCUCACGCAGGCUCCUAUCUGCUAUUGUCAGGUCAUACAAAGUGGUCAUCGAGCACCAGGGUCAGGCCACGGAGCUGGAGGUGGAACCCGACGAGACCAUUCUAUCCAAGGCACUCGAAUCUGGCCUGUCUGUGCCACACGACUGCAAGCUUGGGGUAUGCAUGACUUGCCCGGCUCGGCUUAUGAGCGGCUCGGUUGAUCAGAGCGAAGGUAUGCUCAGUGAUGAUGUGGUGGAGCGCGGGUAUGCGCUCUUAUGUGCGGCGUACCCACGUUCGGAUUGUCACUUCAGAACCAUUCCUGAGGAUGAGCUGCUGUCCUUGCAAUUAGCAACAGCUAAUGACUAAAUCUUGGAUUUGUUGAUUGAAUAUAUUUUCACCAUGUUUGUCACAAAUUGUUGAAUGGGUCAGUCUCAGUCUUUGCUUCUCACUAUAGAAUGAUUUUCUGUGCCGCUUUCCAUUAA
This is a messenger RNA of Alnus glutinosa, 839 nucleotides long. RefSeq names its product ferredoxin C 1, chloroplastic. NCBI's taxonomy places the organism in Eukaryota, Viridiplantae, Streptophyta, Magnoliopsida, Fagales, Betulaceae. The coding region runs from base 271 to 723 and encodes 150 amino acids. Gene Ontology annotation, molecular function: iron-sulfur cluster binding. The record is from RefSeq and is a predicted model, not a curated record. The transcript has a single exon.